Messenger RNA from Botrytis deweyae, 507 nucleotides. RefSeq lists its product as uncharacterized. Gene Ontology annotation, biological process: nucleotide metabolic process. Lineage: Eukaryota; Fungi; Ascomycota; Leotiomycetes; Helotiales; Sclerotiniaceae. The record is from RefSeq and is a predicted model, not a curated record. The transcript is spliced from 2 exons. Bases 1 to 507 code for a protein of 168 amino acids. Gene Ontology annotation, molecular function: catalytic activity.
AUGACUUGUGCGUUUUGCAGCAUCGCAUCCAAUUACCCACCAUCCUCAUCUCUCGCAAACCCAGAUCUUACCACUCCAUCCGCGUUCGUAGUCCUCAGCACACCUCGAUGCAUGGCAUUUCUCGAUAUUAUGCCCCUUUCCCCCGGACAUCUACUAGUCACAACUCGUAACCACAACGAAAAAUUAUCGGACGUGAGUGAAGAAGAAGCGCGAGAGUUGGGCGAAUGGCUCCCGAGACUAUCUCGAGUGUUAGCUAAGGUCACCGGUGUGUGGGACUGGAAUAUUGUUCAAAAUAACGGAGCGGCUGCAGCGCAAGUGGUACCGCAUGUACAUUUUCAUAUUAUCCCGAGACCGGGGCUAACUCCCGAGUUACGCAAUCGAUCUUUUACGAUGUUUGGGAGGGGGCAGAGGAGCGAGUUGGAUGAGGAUGAAGCUAAGGUUUUAGCGGCGCAGUUGAGGGAGGAAUUGGGAAGAGAGAUGGAGGGGAUUGGGAAGGGCAAACUAUAG